UUUAUUAACAAUGAAUGGCAUGAGUCUACAAGUGGAAAGAAGUUCCCCACCUACAACCCUUCAACGCUGAAGAAAAUUUGUGACAUUGAGGAAGGAGACAAGCCUGAUGUGGAUAAUGCAGUGGAAGCAGCGAAGGCAGCAUUCCAGAGGGGAGCUCCGUGGAGACAGAUGGAUGCCCUAAGCAGAGGACGACUCCUGCACAAGCUGGCUGAUCUUCUUGAGCGAGACAGAGUCAUCCUGGCAACUCUGGAAACAAUGGACACAGGAAAACCUUUUCUGCAGGCUUAUUUCAUUGACCUGGAAGGUUGUAUAAAAACACUCCGAUAUUAUGCUGGAUGGGCUGAUAAAAUUCAGGGCAGAACUAUCCCAGUGGAUGAAAAUUUUGUCUGUUUCACCAGGCACGAACCGAUGGGUGUCUGUGGAGCUAUAACUCCAUGGAACUUCCCGUUGCUAAUGCUCAUUUGGAAGAUGGCACCAGCGCUGUGCUGUGGAAACACUUUGGUUAUUAAGCCAGCUGAACAAACUCCUCUCACGUCGCUCUACAUUGGCUCGCUGAUCAAGGAGGUGGGUUUCCCUCCAGGUGUGGUGAACAUUGUGCCAGGCUACGGCCCCACAGCUGGAGCUGCUAUUUCUACCCAUCACAGUGUUGAUAAAAUUUCUUUUACUGGGUCAACUAAGGUUGGAAAACUGAUCAAGGAAGCUGCUUCUAAAAGCAACCUCAAAAGGGUGACAUUAGAGCUUGGAGGGAAAAACCCCUGUAUUGUGUGUGCAGAUGCAGACUUGGACUUGGCAGUGGAAUGUGCCCAUCAAGGCGUGUUCUUCAAUCAAGGGCAGUGCUGCACGGCUGCCUCGCGAGUGUUUGUGGAAGAGCAGAUAUAUCCGGAGUUUGUGAAGCGCAGUGUGGAGUAUGCCAAGAAGCGACUCGUUGGAGACCCCUUUGAUGCCAGAACUGAACAAGGGCCCCAGAUUGACCAAAACCAGUUUGAUAAAAUCCUGGAGCUGAUAGAAAGUGGGAAGAAAGAAGGGGCUAAGCUGGAGUGUGGGGGUCUUGCCAUUGAAGACAGAGGUCUGUUUAUAAAACCCACUGUGUUUUCAGAGGUCACUGACAACAUGCGUAUCGCCAAAGAGGAGAUUUUUGGGCCAGUUCAGCCAAUUAUGAAGUUCAAGAGUAUAGAAGAGGUCAUAAGAAGAGCCAACAGUACCGAGUAUGGACUUACAGCUGCAGUGUUCACAAAGAAUCUGGACAGAGCAUUAACGCUAGCUUCUGCAUUGCAAUCGGGAACUGUCUGGAUCAACUGUUACAAUGCGCUCUAUGCACAGGCUCCUUUUGGUGGCUUUAAAAUGUCAGGCAAUGGCAGAGAACUCGGUGAAUAUGCUUUGGCAGAAUAUACCGAAGUGAAAACAGUCACCAUUAAACUCUCCCAGAAGAGUCCAUGAAAACAGAAGGCCUAAAAUGCUGACACUCUGAAUGUGACACAUGGGGGACGUGUUCAGAGCAAGGGGGAGGGGAGGGGUAGGAAGGAAAAUGGAAACACCUAACUUUAUUCCUCUGGAAACACUGAAUCUACUGGACUCCAUUUUGUCAACUGGCUCUUCGAAAACUGAUUUAACUGACCCUACUGGCAGCAUAGCGUAGACUUGUACUGUACAAGUCCCUGGCUGUACAUCUGUCUGCCACCUGCAGCUAAGAUGCUGGUCAGUCACUGUGUUUGCAGGACAUCUGCUUUCAAACUGUACUCUUGAAGGACUUGGUCAUCAAUGGCAUGUUAGAAAGACUUCUGGUACCAUUAGCAUGGACUGUUAAACACCUUCAGAGGCAUAUGGGUUUCACUUGGCAUAAAUGGACUUGAGUGGUAGGGCUAAUACAACUUUGACUGACGUUGGCGGAGUUUGUGUGAAGACUGCAGCUGGAGUUUGGGAUGGGAGUGCAAGCUUUCAUGGAAGGAUCUGUAAAGAAAUUCUCUUUGAAAGAGCUAUCUUGGUCUCUCUAAAGAUAUGUGCAUUCUCCAUAUUGGUGAUAUUCUAGCCCUGAAUGAGAUUUAUGGGAGUUUCCUAGAAGACUCCUUUGGGGCCAGUAUUUCACCCAACAGAGCUAGACUUUAAAGUGUUCUUUGAACCUGGUGUUUUGGUGUGCACACAUUACACAUGCUGCAAAUGCAAGUUACUGACUUGCUAACCCUUCUGACUCUGAAUGAGUCACAAUUGUAUCUCAAACCUUCACUAUAGCACUUUUCGCAAGAGGAUUUUGCACUGUACUUACCGUGAU
Messenger RNA from Fulmarus glacialis (Northern fulmar), 2266 nucleotides. It is a transcript of the gene ALDH1A3, whose product is annotated as aldehyde dehydrogenase 1 family, member A3. Gene Ontology annotation, biological process: aldehyde metabolic process. Gene Ontology annotation, molecular function: aldehyde dehydrogenase (NAD+) activity. The transcript is spliced from 12 exons. NCBI's taxonomy places the organism in Eukaryota, Metazoa, Chordata, Aves, Procellariiformes, Procellariidae. Bases 169 to 1437 code for a protein of 422 amino acids. The record is from RefSeq and is a predicted model, not a curated record.